Micropterus dolomieu (smallmouth bass) is the source of this 2324-nucleotide messenger RNA. It is a transcript of the gene xkr5b, whose product is annotated as XK related 5b. The transcript is spliced from 14 exons. Gene Ontology annotation, biological process: engulfment of apoptotic cell; phosphatidylserine exposure on apoptotic cell surface; apoptotic process involved in development. The record is from RefSeq and is a predicted model, not a curated record. The coding region runs from base 90 to 2324 and encodes 744 amino acids. Gene Ontology annotation, cellular component: plasma membrane. Lineage: Eukaryota; Metazoa; Chordata; Actinopteri; Centrarchiformes; Centrarchidae.
GACUCCCGACCGGGACCAGAACAGCAUCGGCGUGCAGACUCACACGCUGUUAUCACCGUAAAUCUGAGAGUUCAGGUUUCCAAUCCGCAAUGAGAGACUACUCAGCGACUCCGAGCAAUGGAGGCUCCUGUAUGCCGUGUUGCCAAGUUUGCGUCUUUGCCUUUACCGCAUUUCUCCUCGUUGCAGAGAGGACGGCACUGAUCUACUGCUUUGUGUACUAUCUGUGGGUGGGUCACAACUACUGCUAUGCCUAUCUUGCUGGCUUCACUGCACUGUUCCUGCUGCCAGGUUGGGGUCCCCAGUUGCUCAGUUACCUGUGGUACCUGUCAGAUGGACGCAUCCGCAGGAAGUCUCUCACCUGGACACACAUACUGCACCUGGGUAUCUUCAAAAGGCUGUUGGAGUGUAUGGCUCUGCCAGAUGAGGAUGUGUAUGGUGAGAUCAUGCAGCAGGCUGAUGCAUCUGCCUUGCGUCUGUUUGAGGCCUUGGUGGUCACCCUUCCUCAGACGCUGCUGCAGACCUAUGUGCUCAUCUGUACUGAUAUAGGAAUCAAGUCUCCAGCCUCUGUGUGUUUUGUAGUGUGUUUGUUAUCUCUCGCCUGGGCCUUGGUCCUCUAUGCCAGAGCCUGUUCACUCAUCAGACCAGGACACCUACAAAUGACCCCCGCUGCCAUACUCUGCCGACUGCUGUGGAGGGUCAGUAUGUUGGGAUCUCGAUUUGCCGUUCUUAUGCUCUUCACACGUAUCUUUAAACAGUGGGUCCUUGGAGUAAUGGGUGUGCACUGGCUUGGUGCAACUUUCUGGAUGGUGUCUCAGCAGACUGACAUCAUACGUUCAACUAGUCGAUGGAGACUCUUCAACCUCGUUCUGGGAGCCAUUCACAUCUUCCUUUUCCUCAAUGUGAAGCACGGUCAAUCCAGAUGCCGCAUUGCUGGUUUCUACCUGGCCAUGUUUAUAGAGAACGCUUUUCUUCUUCUGGCCUCCUCGUGGAUGUUCACCAUGGUGUCCUGGGAUACGGUGGGAAUCCCAGCUGCAGUCUUCUGUAGCUUCCUCAUAGGAGUGAUAGCAUUGGUGCUGUACUAUCGUUUCCUCCACCCUAAGUCCUUUGAAAUUUUCCAGAGUAUUCGCUACAGGGGGAUAGGUGGAGCCUGCAUGGAGCGUGGAUCUACACUCUCAUUGGAGGAGAAAGUCACACCCACUUUUAACCGCCAUGCGACACUGUCAGGAGGUGGGACCCUCAUGGAUCUCCCUAUCCAAUGGGAGGGCUGGAAACAUCACCACUGGCUGCUGAUUCGCUUGGCCCUGAAGACGGGGGAUGUAACUAAGAUCUGGUCGUUGUAUGGCGAGGGGGGACUUGCCGGACUGAUGGGUCUGUCUGAAGAAGUUCACUCCCCCGAUGAACUUCUUGUCCCUCGGCAUCCACCUGUUCAGCCACAGGUUCCUCAGAUCUCGCAACCAGCUCCUCAACCAGCUCCACCACAGGUGACCCAGGCUCCACAGGUGAGAGAGGUGGUCCAGCCACCAAAGCCAGCUCCCACCAGUGUGGUAGCCAGACCAGUGAGAAAAGCUCCUCCCACAACAAUCCAAGAUAUGAGAAGGUUUCCAGAGAUCAUCCCAGUCCAGGAGGUCAUUCUUGAAGAGACGGAAAGAGAGACAGAAGAGGAGUCCAGCGCUCCACCAUCAGAAGACAAAGGUGAUGAGGAGUUUCAGAGUGCAGCUUAUGGCUCGCCAACUAUUUCAUCUCCGCGGCAAACAGGAAGCCUCCGCCACAUUGACAGCAAUGCUGCGACCCUGACUGAAGCCUCGUCCUCCCCAGGCUCUCUGGACAUCAAGACUCCCGGCUGGUCACCUGAGCGACGUUCCCCUCUCCCAAUUGGUUCCCCGGAGAAAAAAUCGGGGAUCCCUGGAGAGUCCAGCACUACAUUGUACUUCAGCGCGGAUGCACAGUCUCCCUCCAGUGGGAGCUAUCUAGGCUGGGGUUCCGAGUUGUCCCCCAUCUCCACCUACAGAAGUCCCUACCGGAUCAGAGAGGCUCGCUUUGUCACAUCCACCCCACGACUGGAGCCUCGAGCUGGCGCUGAAAGUCCAUGCCUAGCCCCUGUUGUUGUUAUCCCUGCCACUCCUGGUACAACACCCGGCACCUCCCCAGGUGGAACCCCUGGUGCUUCAACACCCGCUGCUUCAACACCCGCUGCUUCAACACCCGCUGCUUCAACACCCACCGCUUCAACCCCUGGUACUCCAGUGGUUCCACUCACUCCAGUCAUCUCCCAUGCUCGCAAACAGAUGGUCCAGUUUGUGGACAGCAGAGAGAGGGCAGUGUAA